AUGAGGUCGGCGCUGGCUAGAGGCCGGAUAUGCCUUGGUCUCCUUCAAACCCCAAUUCGACCUCUCCAAUCCCGAUGCAGCCACCUUCACGUCCGUAUCCGAACAUCGACGAAGCAUGGCUAUGGAAGACGACAGAAUAAUAAUGGUAACGGGUUCUUCAGGCAACCACCACGCCGGAAGGGCCUCCUACUAGCUGCGGCGACCAGCCUCACCCCCGCCGCGUUUAUCCACCUAUCUGAGAAGGAUAAUGGAGGCACCGAACACACGGCGGAGGGUCGGAUGUUAAAGGCUUCAGUGGAGGAACUCGAGAUCAAGAGGCAGAGACGGAAUGGCAAUCGUGGCCUGCGACGAUUUAGGGACAAGGCCCUCUUCGUGUUCGAUGUAUAUAUCUGGGAGCCUCUAUGCACGGGAUUGCGCUUCCUGCAUCUGGCCGCCAUAUUCGUCCCGGUCAUCUUCACCGUCCCUGCGAUUUGGAUCGGCACCCGCCAAAAACAGAGGUCGAAUGAACGGUCCGGCACUCUUUGGUGGUAUUGGUUUCUAGUGAAGUCAAUGGAACGUGCAGGACCUGCAUUCAUCAAGCUUGGACAAUGGGCCGCAUCUCGAUCAGAUAUAUUCCCUACCGAAAUGUGCGAACUGAUGUCCCAGCUGCAUUCCAACGCCCCUGCUCAUUCACUUCACAACACGAAACGAAUAAUACGACGGGCAUUUAAUGGACGAUCCUUUGAUGAUAUAUUCGAAGAAUUCGACGAGAAGCCAUUAGGCGUCGGUGCUAUUGCACAAGUCUACCGAGCCAAAUUGAAGCAUGAUAUCGCUGUACCAAGUGAUCCGGACCUGGAGGAGCCAUCAAACCUGCGAAAGAAUGUCCGCAAAAAUGUAGAUACUCUAAUAAAGAGCACGCCCCACCGAGUCCCGUCAUCGUAUGUUGCAAUAAAGGUCCUCCACCCGGGAGUUGAGCGAAUGGUGAGGCGGGAUCUUCGAAUAAUGGGUUUCUUCGCGUCGGUUCUGAACGCCAUACCGACCAUAGAGUGGCUAUCCUUACCUGAUGAAGUUAGCCAAUUCGGAGAAAUGAUGAGACUGCAGUUGGAUCUGAGGAUAGAAGCCGCAAAUCUGAAAAUCUUCCGAAGGAAUUUCAAAGAGAGAACAACCGCUUGGUUCCCAUAUCCAUAUACUUCCUUCACUACCCGGCAAGUUCUGGUGGAAGAGUUUGCCCAAGGCAUCCCACUCUCUGAUUUCAUGGAGAACGGUGGAGGGGUAUUUCAGCAAGAGAUCGCGGAUGAGGGUCUAGACGCUUUCUUGCGAAUGCUUCUACUUGAUAAUUUCGUCCAUGCUGAUCUUCAUCCGGGAAAUAUCAUGGUCCGGUUCUACCAAUCAGCGCAUCCCAAGCUCCCUUUCAGCCACCACAAAGACGAAAACCCACAGGACCAGCCUGAUGUCACGGAAGAGGUGCUUGCACGGCUGAGGCCAUAUAGACAUAAGAAAGACAUGGGGGCAUGGGAAGCAGAGCUUCAGAAGAUCGAUAACGAAGGCUUCCGGCCGCAGCUGAUCUUCAUCGAUACUGGAUUGGUCACCGAGCUCAAUGCUACGAAUCGACGAAAUUUCCUUGAUCUCUUCAAGGCCGUUGCCGAAUUUGAUGGCUAUAAAGCGGGCCAUCUGAUGUGUGAACGUAGUCGCCAGCCUGAUUCCGUUAUUGAUCAGGAAAUAUUUGCUCUGAAGAUGCAGCAUCUCGUCCUUAGUGUCAAGAGCCGAACUUUGGCCUUGGGCAACAUGAAGAUUGGCGAUAUUCUCAGCCAGGUCUUGAGCAUGGUCCGAAGCCACCAUGUUAGGAUGGAAGGGGAUUUCGUAAACGUCGUUAUCAGCAUCCUCUUGCUAGAAGGCAUUGGCAGAAGCUUGAACCCAGAUAUUGAUCUCCUGUCUAGUGCUUUGCCUAUUCUGCGGCAGCUUGGAGCCCAAAGUGGCGGCGGUAUGUUGAGGCAGGGCGAUUUCUCCAUGUUGAGAGUUUGGGCAGGACUAGAGGCAAGAAAGUUCUUCCAGGCCAGUGUUGAAGAUUUAAAUACCAUUCAAAACCUCGGCACCCAAUCCUUGCAGCAGCCAGGGAACGCAUCAUCUACAUCUCGAGUCGCUGAAGCUGUUGAUCCAUUUGCGUAG
Venustampulla echinocandica is the source of this 2145-nucleotide messenger RNA. RefSeq lists its product as uncharacterized. Bases 1 to 2145 code for a protein of 714 amino acids. Lineage: Eukaryota; Fungi; Ascomycota; Leotiomycetes; Helotiales; Pleuroascaceae. The transcript has 3 exons. The record is from RefSeq and is a predicted model, not a curated record. Gene Ontology annotation, cellular component: mitochondrion.